UUCCGCGUUUCAAGAACGUCGAAUGUUGAAAGUUGGUAUUGAGCGUUCAAUCAGGAAUAGACUACGGUAGCUUGUUAUUGGUUCUUUUUAGGGUUUUUUCUAACUUAUAGUUAAUGGCAUGAAAUCUUGGCCAAGAUUCAUCGUAAAAGGUUCUCUCUUUGAGCUCUGCUAUCCAAGACGGGACACUAUCAAAAUACCGUAAAAUCAUGAUCGCAACUGAUUUUGAUGAUUCAGUGACAGAAGAAGUGGUUGCUCUGGAAGCAACACUCAUGGAGGAUGUGACUGUUCACCGUUCUGAUGAUGGACACAUCACUGGUGUGGAAAUUUGUGUUGUACCAGCAACAGCGCAGCAAGUAUCCCAGCAACAUGUCAGGUGCACGCUGGAAGCUACUUUCCCUCCUCGGUACCCUGCUGUUCAGCCAAAAGUCAUAAUCCGCAAUCCUCGUGGCAUAGAUGAAAAUGUGUUGCUGAAGGUGGAGAGGGAGAUGAUGGCAAAAUGUCAAGAGCUUGAAGGCAGUCCUGUCAUCUAUGAGCUUGUUGAGCUUAUACGUGAAAACCUGACAGAAAACAAUACUCCAAGCUGUCCCUGCACCAUAUGCCUGUAUCACUUUCAUCCAAGUGAUCACUUCACCAAGACUCAAUGCUUUCAUUACUUCCAUAAGCACUGCAUGGGACGGUACAUCAAGAAUUGUGAGCUGACAUAUGCUGCCAGUGUAGCUGAGCAGCAGCUGGCUCCUUGGCAGGCACAACCACAGCUUCAGCUCAUCUGUCCAGUCUGCAGGGAACCUAUUACUUUAGAGGAAAGUGCUGAGAGCCUCAUGUCAAUGCCGGGCCCCGUGGAGGAAGAAGGGGAGGAGCUGUGGAGUCCUGACGCUCCUGAGGUGCAAGCUCUGCAGCAGUCGAUGGCGAAGCUGUUCCUGCAGCAGCAGCAGCGAGGCGGCAUCAUCGACCUCGAGCAAGAGAAGAACAAAUACUUCGUGUCUCUCAUUGCGAAUGAACCUCAUAUCGAACAAGACUCAGCUCAAGUUUCUGGUGUUGACGAGUCUCUUGGUCACGAAAAGAAAGACCUUACGCCCCCCCGUGAGGCCGCCACUGAAGCUCCCGUUGUUGAGGAGAUCCGUGAUGGUCGAAACAUCAACUUUCCCGCGGGAGAAAGCGAUGGUGUUGACACCGGUAAAAGUGAUCGCGGUAGUGGAAGCCGCGGCCGAGAUCGCGCCUUGCACGGCGAUGUCCGUGGACGAGAUCGUGGAUCCUCGCGUAGUGGGCGUCCAUGUUAUGGGUCGCGCGGUCGAGGUGCCGCUGAUGGUUCCCUGGUGUAUGACGGAUACGGCAGGGGACGGCGAGUUGGGUCUGACCAUCGUCAAGGUUAUCAUGCCCGGGGAAGUCAGAAUAACUCUGAUGCAGGCUGCGGACGCAGAAACACUGAUGUCGGUAGCACACGUUAUUCACGACCGUGGGAGGAGCAGCACGAUCAGAGUAGUUACUCUAGACGCAAAGAUGACGAUGAGCUCAAUCGCAGACAUGGCCCCCGUAUGUUUCGGGGUGGCUAUGGUGUACCACAGUCAGGAUAUACUUAUAACAGCCGUUAUACCCACAGCAACCACCAGCACGGCUCCAAUGGCUCAGGCCAGCACUUUUAUGCUCGUGGCUGCGGCAGGAAUCGUGGCCGGACAGAACGACCGAGUGGCCGCCAGCUGCAUGCAGAUGCUGAAGCCAAUGAUUGCUCCUCCGCUUCAAGCUCUCAGAGUUGACGACGGUCCUGUGCAGGGCGAUGCUCACCCUGUCCUCUUCUUUUCCUAUCUCCAAAAAAUACUCGACUUUCAUUCAAUUCUAGCUUUUCUAUCUAUGGCUUCAUUGCUUUAACUUGUUGGAUUUGUUGUUUUUUUGCUGCUAAAUCGAAAGUUCACGUCAUGGUGUGUGGCUUUGAAAGCCCUAGUUAUGUCUGGAUGAUGUAUUUAUUUUUCUUGAUGUAUAUGUGCACACAAACUAUGCUACGGGAUUACCAGUCAGGGUUUGAAAACUCGGUUGACAACCAUCAGAUAUCUGUUUGUGUCUGUUCUGGCUGUCGUAAAUCCUUGAACCUACUCAUGUAUCUACCUCAUUUGACUCUGCCCGUUGUAUUUAUUGUUAUUAUCUUCUGCUUUCUUGCAUUUAACUUUCACCCCUUUUCUGUCGUUGGAAUGAUUCUCUUACUUGGUUGGUUUGAAAAUAUACUGCUUUGGAAAAUUUAUUUAAGUCAGUUGGUGUUCACUGUGCAUAUGAAAAAUUCCGAUUGUUUUGUUACCCUUUCCAGUACAUUUCUCAAAUGCUUGUUUGUAACACGGACGAAGUCUGCUCUGGAGUAUUUAUCACGCAUAAUGGAUUUGUGUUCAAAUUUCAAAUUUUCCAUUUUACAAUCUUACACGAGCAGGUGGACUGGUUAUUUGUCAUGCGUGGAAAUUUUCACGAUUUCGUUCGCCUUCUUGCAUUUCUUGAAUAUUAAACGUUUGAGAAAGUCACCAGUGAACCACACUGAAACUACACUUUAUUGCUGUCCACCUAUUAAAAUUGUUCCUAAUUUAUUAGAACCAUAUAAAUUGAAGCCAGAUUUUACUACACAUUCCAUAUCAAUCGGAGCUUUCUUUCCAAAACUCUAUUCUUUUGUUAAUCUUGCACUGAAGAGCCGCAACUGGAUGAAGUUUCUCUAGCAGUCUCCUCAUUAUAGAACAAUAUAUAUAUCAACUGUUUAAAUGCUCAUCAAACGUUGAAAUUAUUUGCUUUACUCUUGGUGUCUUCACCCGUCGGAAUCCUCAAUGGGGUUCAGUAUUAAGAAACAUGCAGUCCUUGUUUCUGUACCUGCAUUACAAUCCUCGCUUGUCUUCAAUUGUACUCACAAUACUAGUAGAGCUGUUGCCAAAUGUAGGGUACGAUUUUACGUAGAGUAUUUUUAUUGUGUUUGACUAUAUGUAUUGAUAUUUUAUGAUUAGGCUGAAAUUGCUUUUUAAUGUAUGUUUUGGUAAAGACCUGAGAGAAACUCUUAUUAAUAAUUUUCUCAUUGUUGUUCUCAUUAUUGCAAACUAGAUUUUAAUUUGGACUUGAAAAGUUCAAAGAUUGUCGUUUUAGUGGACAUUCGAUUUCAUUGGUACGACGCUUUGAACAAUAAUUAUUUACUGUCAAUUGAAAGAAGGUUUCGUCACGCUUAAUAUUGAGAUGACAAAUUCAAACCAGUGCACAACUUUUGGAGACUUUUUUGUAAUCAAUGUUUUUCACGUAGAUUACAUGACAGAUCUGUGUUGGCGUAACUACUUGGUGCAAUCUUGAAGUUCACUUAUGAUUUUGGGACCAUACGCUCCUUCAUACAACGACCGUGUAAGACUUGCACAUCCACUAGUGAUUUAAAAAUCCAACUUUAAAACAAUCUUUUAAAUUUUUGUCAUGAAUGGCGAGUCGAAAAAAAAACAAUCGACUUGUAAAUGCAAAUUGUCAAUAGCGUAAAAAUCGAGCUAAUGAGGACCAGCACCAAACUGAAAAAUCAUGACCGUCCGCUACCAGAAGAAGAUGUACAUCGGUUACAAGCCACAUGAUCCAGUCCUGCAGUCAAAAUAGAUGAAACCUUCAUUGUCAAGUACGAAUUUCCAACUGUUAUUUUACAAACUAAAAGAUUCACUUGGCUCAUUUUUAGAUAUUAUUUGAAAUUCUGUUUACUCCAAAGAUAUCCCUGUAACUUAUUUAAAAUGACUGUGGUUCGUUGUAUUUCAGGUAGCCCUUGUAUUUGUCUUAGUUUAGCAAUGAGCCGUCAAACGUCUAGUCAUUCGAGGCUGCUUAGCACCUAACUUUGGGUGACGUAGGUACUUUAAGCAUUGCUUUAGCAGAGGCCAAAUUAGUUGUUAGCUUUUUAGCCGCUUGUGUAUUGCAUGGCAGUUCUCGUCGUUUGUGUUAAGCUUGUAGUGGGCCAGCAGGUUCCUAGUAUAUAGAGGGCCUACCUGUGGACGGUCUAUGAAAAGGAGAUAAACUAUUUGUAGAGUUUUAAAGGCAGCUUCUGUUGUAGUUUUAUUACAUGCGUUUUUCUCGAACUAUCCAGACGUUAUGACAGAUUUUAUCAAUAGUGAUGUCCAUGUUGAUUCAGUUGUAAAUUUGGCGCCGUAAUCAUCAUCUAAAUUCCUUAAAAAAAACUGUUGAAUGAUUAUUUGUUGAUCUUUUUGAGGUUUUUAAUCAACUUGAUGCUUCAAGAAUCUUUCUUUUAGUAACGCAUUUCAUGCUACUUGAAGUCAUGCUAGAAUAUAUCCUUUUGAACUCUGUUUCCUUCGGUAUUUAAAGUGACUGAUAAAUGCACCCUUCCCUUUGCUAGCUAAUUAUUAGAGCGGUGAAUCGAAUCGUGUUGGCUGUAGACGUGCAUGAAUCUCAUUAAUUUUUCCUUGACAAUUCUGUUUCCUCGCUGAUCUUUGUUGCUUAUGACUCUUAAAUAGCUCGCUGUGUUGUUCGCUUAUCUUCACAUGAGGAGUUCUUCAUAGAGUCCGCCUCUCAAUGCUGUUACUGAAUCUUGGCGUCUGCGCGCUUUGCUUGUGUGGGAGUUUUGGUAUAUUCAGUUUGUCACUUUGAAAAGUGUAGUAAACGUAUAUAGAACGGGGCAAACGAAUCUAAGAUAUAAUUUAAAUUUAAAUAACUCGUUUAUGUUAUGUGUCUGAUGUGAAUAUGAAAUUUCUAUCCAGGAAACUUUAAUUGGUAUAUCUUGGAUAUAAGUUGAGCUUCUGACGACCCUUGUCUAAUCAACUCACCAGAAAUAUCAGUCUUAUUUUAAUGCUCUGUCUUAAAGGGGUAUUGAGAACCGCUAGGUAUCGGACAGUCUUGACGACAUACUACUGAGUUCUUAACGAAUUAGGCUGAACUUUACUCCAUUGGUAAAUGAGAUGACAAUCUGAAAAUUUUCAUGAUUUUCCACCGGUUUGUUUACAACUGUAACGAAAAAAAUAUUUACUUUACUUUGCAUUGAAAGAGUAAUGACGAGAUUUUCAAGCAACUCAGAAUAUUGAUGUUCAUGAAUUGUGCGACUUCUUCUUUUUUUGAAAUGACAACGGGUUAUACUUUUAAUUCUCUACUGGAUGGUCUAGUCUGUAUUUCUUGAUCGACCUCCUUAUAGAUAUUACCCGCCAACAAUCAUUUAUGAACGAGCAUGCUUGCAUGUGGAGGAAAAAUCCCGUAUAGUAACAGGCGCUGUGGCCAGAAUGAGGGGAGGCACAGGUCGUAAAUUUCUGAGUUGUUAAACUCGACGGCUCAUGUGGUUAGGACUCUCAACGAGAAGCGAGGAAAUGAGUGUGAAACGUCGUAAUUUAUUUACUAUGUAAUACCGCUUUAGACAUUUUCCAUCCCUUGAUCAGAGAUCUUAUUUCUUUCUGGUUUGUCCCGUUGGACGAGUGGAUGUGUAGUUUUGAAGCGACCGUAAACAAUUUUAUCGAUAGCAAAGGCUAUGCCGUUUUUAAUUGGACGUAGAAAAAUGUAAUCCGAGUUUGGUGAUCUUCCUGACUAAUGUUAAUUAUUUAUGCAAUAUUGUCUUGUCUAAAGCAAGACGUCGAUCUUCAGACUCGUGGGGGAUACGUUUUUGUCCAGUUUUCCUUCCCUCGUUUAGUACUCCUCGCUUGAAACGCUAGGCUACGUGUAGCGCCCACGUUCGGUGGCACUGUAGUGUAGCGUGCUGAACUUGUCAUUCCGUUAAGUCUUUGAUCGGGGUUUAAAUGAUGCACAAUAACAUA
Hyalella azteca is the source of this 5726-nucleotide messenger RNA. Its product is annotated as E3 ubiquitin-protein ligase RNF25. Gene Ontology annotation, cellular component: nucleus. The transcript has 9 exons. Gene Ontology annotation, molecular function: ubiquitin protein ligase activity; protein binding. NCBI's taxonomy places the organism in Eukaryota, Metazoa, Arthropoda, Malacostraca, Amphipoda, Hyalellidae. Bases 207 to 1751 code for a protein of 514 amino acids. Gene Ontology annotation, biological process: protein ubiquitination. The record is from RefSeq and is a predicted model, not a curated record.